Saprolegnia parasitica CBS 223.65 is the source of this 513-nucleotide messenger RNA. RefSeq lists its product as hypothetical. Lineage: Eukaryota; Oomycota; Saprolegniomycetes; Saprolegniales; Saprolegniaceae. The coding region runs from base 1 to 513 and encodes 170 amino acids. The transcript has 2 exons. The record is from RefSeq and is a predicted model, not a curated record.
AUGGAAGCUCUCAAGCACCUCAAGCUGGCCUUUUUCUGCCUCCGGAAACACGAAUGCGACGACGCUAUAGCGCUGCUAAAGGCGCUGCCCUCGCUCGCCGCGCGCUCGAAGAAGGUGACCGACGUCCUGCGCGACGUCACGGCCCAAAUGCAUUACAUGUAUUCCGCGAACACGGGCAUGACCAUGAAAGCGCUUGCGUCCAUCAAAACCACGUUUGAGAAUGUGCUCGCAUAUUUUGGCCGGCUCGAAAACGUGAUCGACUCGGACUCGACAGACAUGUUGGAUGUGGCCUGCGAAUUAGCCGCGGAAGGAGACGUGGACUUUCUCGUCGAAGAAAUGACCGAGGAAUGGUGCCGGUGGCUCACGCUCGCCAAGACCAACUACACGGCCAUGUGCGGCAUGGACGACGUCAAGACGACCGUGCACCGCAUCAUGUCGACAUUGCCCAAUCGGUCGGCGCCAGCCCUCGGGGGUUUUGAAGUGUCCUUCAAGCAUCUACAUUCUGGUUACUAG